UCCUGCCGGCGGGAGGGAAUGGCGGCCGCGUGGGGGAGGAACGAACCAGUCUAUAUAAAGCCCUGCUCGGUGAAGCAACGGCAGCGAUUGGCGGCUCCCAGUACGUUUACUUUGUACGCUAUCCGCAAACCCGCCUGACCAGAUCCUUACUAUAGCUGUUCCUGUUGUAAUGAUGAUAAUGAGAAGAGGUGUGUGACGGUACGAUUCUCAGUGAUGACGCACGAGUGUGUCCGGUGGUGCGAGGGACGCCGCAGCUCGCCCAGCCACAAGCCAAGUCGCCCUCUCGCUCCUGCCAGGGGCGCCAUGAUCGUGUGGCUGCUGCUGGCAGUGACGGCCGUGGCGGGUGAGCCGCCACAGAGGAGGUUCCUGCCCCAGGAGACACGCCUACAGUAUGCCCGCACUAUCGCCACUUCUAUCCUGAGCCGCACACCCCCCGGAGCUCAGCUGAUUGGCGCCCGGGGGGAUCUACCACCGCUGGUAGAUCGCCUGAUAUACAACGCUUCCUCUAUCCGCCGUAACAUCGUCGACACUUUUGACUGCAAUGGUCGGGUGUAUGGCUACUACGCUGACCAGGACAAUGACUGCCAAAUAUUUCACAUCUGCGUCCCGAUGCAACAGCUGUUCCCAGACCUGUACGACUUGGAGGAUAUCUUCCACUUCUCGUUCAUCUGUCCUGGAUACACCAUCUUCUCUCAGGAUUCGAUGACAUGUGACUGGGAGGACUGGGCCUUCCCUUGCCCUCAGGCGUCCGAACUUUACCACCGCAAUAAUCACUUCUUCGUUGUUCCUGCCGAGGACGUGCAACGGACAACUACCACUCCUAGCUCCACUUCCACCACGCAAACCCCACGUCCCACUCCCAGCCCCAGCCCCACUCCGCCACGCCAUCCCCCAUCGCUCCUACUCCGUGCCUCCACUCUCUCUCCUCCCAGAACGAGUCCCAGCCCCACUCCCAGCCCUACGAGUCGUUCCCCACUCCUGCGUCGUGGCUCCCCUCUCCCUCUCACCCACAGUUCAAAUUUAAGAGCUGCCUUCCGUCGCAACCGCUCUAUGCUUGUAUUUUCCUCUUCGAAACGCUGACCCUCCGCAAGAUGGCGCAGUGACUCAUCCACCUCAAUUUUUCAGUCCUUAUCCUUUGCUUUCUCCUUCAUUUUUCUUUGCUCCCUCUCUAUCCCCCAUGUCUUCCUUGAUACGACCGGCUGAGGACGAUCGGUCGCAACUUAGGUGAUUUAUGGGCAUUAUUAUUUGUAAGGCAAUUUUCCACAACCACGAACUGCGCCAGCUGUGUGUGUAGCGUGGCAUCAUAACAUAUUUACGCUUUGUUUAAUAAAACAAGACCGAACCACUGGUCUUGUUCAGUGUACUGGACUCUUAUCCUGUAUUACUAGAAGACUCAGCCGCAAGGAAAAACCCUUGUAAAAAGACAAUAAG
This is a messenger RNA of Scylla paramamosain (green mud crab), 1431 nucleotides long. RefSeq lists its product as uncharacterized. The record is from RefSeq and is a predicted model, not a curated record. Lineage: Eukaryota; Metazoa; Arthropoda; Malacostraca; Decapoda; Portunidae. Gene Ontology annotation, molecular function: chitin binding. The coding region runs from base 214 to 1080 and encodes 288 amino acids. The transcript has 5 exons. Gene Ontology annotation, cellular component: extracellular region.